Dryobates pubescens (Downy woodpecker) is the source of this 1569-nucleotide messenger RNA. It is a transcript of the gene ELP6, whose product is annotated as elongator acetyltransferase complex subunit 6. The record is from RefSeq and is a predicted model, not a curated record. The coding region runs from base 27 to 833 and encodes 268 amino acids. The transcript is spliced from 7 exons. Gene Ontology annotation, biological process: tRNA wobble uridine modification. Lineage: Eukaryota; Metazoa; Chordata; Aves; Piciformes; Picidae. Gene Ontology annotation, cellular component: elongator holoenzyme complex.
GCGGGAGGCUCCCGCUCCCCUCCGCCAUGUUCGCGGAGCUGAACCAGCUGCUGGGCGCUUCCCCGCAGCGGCCGGACACGGGGAAGUUCACUCUGCUGCGAGACACCAGAGCAGAUGGCAGCUUCCUGGUGCACCAUUUCCUCUCCUUUUACCUCAGAGCUGGCUGCAAGGUUUGCUUCGUGGCCCUGCUGCAGUCCUUCAGCCACUACCGCAGCGUCGCCCUCCGGCUGGGAGUCAGUCUGACAGCUGCCAGGGAACAGGGCCAGCUUGUCUUCCUGGAGGGGCUCAAGUCCUGCCUUGACCUCUGCUUUGGAGAGGAGGAGCAGGAGCAGUCAGCAGGGCCCAGGCCUCUGCAGUUUCUCAGUGGGAGCACCUCGGACCUCAAGGCCUUGUUUGACUUCGUGCAGACAUCCCUGAGCCCUGCUGGCAGCGCCCCCUGGGGGGCUCCUGUGCUGCUGGUGGAUGACCUCAGCGUCCUGCUGGGGCUGGGGGCCUCACCGCUGGCAGUGCUGGACUUCAUCCACUACUGCAGGGUGGCAGUGUGCUCCCAGCUGAAGGGCAACAUCGUGGUGCUGGUCCACAGCCAGCAGGACUCUGCAGAUGAGGAGAAUGAGCUGCUUGGGAGCUGCCUGUGGCACCACAGUGACCUCAUCCUCUGGGUGCAGGGGCUGGCCACUGGCUUCUGCAAGGAUGUGCAUGGGCAGAUCAAAAUCAUCAGGAGAGUGUCCCUGGAGCUGCUGGGGGAGCAGGACCAGGUCCAGACCUACCAGUACAAGAUCCAGGACAAGAAUGUCUCCUUCUUUGCCCCAGGGCUGUCAGCUGCUGUCCUGUGAGCUGCUCUGAGGCCACCAUGGAGCCAGGCUGGGGGUUCCUCUGGAGUGGACAUGAGGGCUGCAAAGGUGCUGAGGGGACUGAGGCCUCUCUGCCAGGAGGAGAGGCUGAGAGGAUUGGGGCUGCUGAGCCUGGAGGGGAGCAGCCUGAGGGGGAUCUCAGCAAUGCUGAGCAAUGCUUCAGGGGUGGCUGUCAGGAGGAUGCCACCAGGCUUUGUUCUGUGGUGCCCAGGGACAGGACAAGGGGCAGUGGGCACAAACUUGGGCAUGAGAAGUUCCAUCUGAACGUGAGGAGGAACUUCUUUAACUGAAGGCUGCUGGAGGCCUGGAGCAGGCUGCCCAGAGAGGUGGUGGAGUCUCCAUCUCUGGGGAGAUUCCAGCCCCACCUGGUUGUGUUCCUGGGUGACCUUCUCUAGGUGCCCCUGCCUUGGCAGGGGAGUUGGGCUGGCUGCUCUCCAGAGGUCCCUUCCAGCCCCUGCCACUGUGUGACUGUGCUGUGCCUCCAGAGCAGGCUGGGCCAUGAGGGAAGAUCCAGCACAUGUUCACCUGCACCCCAAGGAGGGAACUGCCCUGCCCAGGGCUGGCUGCAUCCCUCUGUCCUCCCACCCCGUUCCCAGGCCAAGAGGAGUGCCAAGGCUGGCCCUUGGAGCUUGUCCAUGCAGGCAGGGGCUGCCCCUGGGCUGGGUGUGCCUCACCUCCUCCAGUGCAGCAUGCCAGGCUCACCCCACCCUGCCCCUGG